AUGACAGAAAUGGGCUACCAACUAAUUAAUGAUUUGGAGACCACAACACGGAACACACUAACGUCAACGCAACGGGACACAAACCCGGACCUGACAUUUCUGGGCGAAACUACAAGACCACUCAGGGCAAAAUGGAGGAAUACCGAAGAAACACUGGGAAGUGAUCACAAGAUCCUCGAGAUAGUGAUCCCCUUUCGAGGCAACAUCAAAGAAAGCAGACAACAACACAUCGUGGACUGGCAUGACUACAAACAGAAAUUAGAAGCCAACGGCCCGGAAACCAUAGAAGACAUCGAGGCGUGGGCAAACCUGCUCAACGGCACGAUCCAGAGCGCAACGCAAACGGUUAAUGCCGAGGCAGAAGGCGUGCAAAUCGAUAGCCGCCUAGCCCACCUAAUGGAGGCCCGAAGCUCACUCAAAAAGCGCUGGAAACAACAACGCCAUAACAGGAAACUGAGGAAAAGAAUCGCACAACUCAACGUGGAAAUCGAAAAACACAGCAAGGUGGUCUGCCGGCAGCAGUGGCACGCCAUGUGCCAAGAAGCAGACGGCCAGCUGCACAAGGGAAAGACCUGGAAAUUACUACGGCACCUGUUGGACGAACAACACACCAAGGGAACGCAACAAUACAUCCUCAACAGAACCCUACACAAGGCAGUCAUGGAAAUGGGAGAAGAAGAGGUAAAGAAACGCCUCAACAACAAAUACCUCCCGGAGGCACCGACGGAUCCGUUGCCGAUAUACACCGGCACGGACAACGCACCCCUGGACGAGGAUAUCGAAGAAUGGGAAGUGCGUGCAGUGCUCCAAUCGAUCAACUGCAAGUCGGCGCCCGGGAUAGACCAGAUCACUAACAAAGCACUACGAAAUCUAAGUGAUACGACAAUAUCCGCCCUCACUAAAUAUUUCAACCGGUGCUGGAGAGACGGAAAACUACUGCAGCAGUGGAAGACCGCCAAAGCGGUCCUAAUCCCAAAGCCGAACAAGCCACCGGGUAUCGAAAACUUGAGGCCAAUAUCCCUCACGUCAUGCGUCGGGAAGCUACUAGAACAUGUCUUGCUGAAUCGGUGGCAGCAAUACUUGGAAGAAAACAACAUAUACCCGGACACCAUGCUCGGUUUCCGGGCCAAACUCUGCACACAGGACGCAAUGCUUCUGCUCAAGCACGAAGUAAUGGACAGCAAGACCAAGGACAACACGGCAGUGCUGGGGCUGGACCUGCAGGGCGCGUUUGAUAACGUGCACCACUCGGCCAUCCUCAAGCAAGUGUCCCACCUUAACAUGGGAACAAGAUCCUUCAACUACAUCAAAGACUUUCUGAUGGACCGCACCGUACAAGUGAUAGCAGGGGACCUGCAGCUCCCACCCAAACAACUCGGGAGCACAGGCACGCCACAAGGAUCAGUGAUAUCCUCGCUGCUAUUCAACCUUGUAAUGAUCGGGGUUGCCAACAAGCUCAACACCAUACAGAACGUCAAAUACACCAUAUAUGCGGAUGAUAUUACGAUCUGGAAAACGCAAGGCAGCGACGGACAACUCGAGGCGGCGUUGCAAGAAGCGGUGUCAGCAGUCGAAGAUUACCUACAACACACGGGACUGAAAUGUUCACCGGCAAAAUCGGAAUUGAUGUUAAUCACCCCACGAGGCAAGCGCUUCAAGGAGCAACCCGUAAACAUCACAAUCAGGACGGGCGAUCGAGGAGAAAUCCCCAAAGUUAAAGCACUUAAAGUUCUGGGCCUCCGGCUCAGGGACAAGGGCAGCAACGAAAAGACCCUAGUGAAUGAAUUACAAACGAAGAUAGUACGAGCCGUCCGGCUCAUCAACAAGGUUGCCACAAGACAACAAGGCAUGAAAGAAGACAGCCUGCUGCGGUUAACACAGUCCUUUGCGAUUAGCCACGUUGCGUACGUGGCGUCCUAUCACAACUGGCGGGCGGACGAAAAGAAGACAAUUGACGCUGCCAUCCGCAAGGCAUACAAGAGCGCCAUAGGGCUAUACCGUCACACAAGCACGGAGCACAUGCUCGCUUUGGGCGUACACAAUACGCUCGAAGAGAUCAUGGAGGCCCAACAAACAGAGCAGUACCAUCGCCUAGCUCAAACCAGAACGGGGAGAGCCAUCCUGAACAGGAUAGGCAUGGAAAUACCACAUACCUCACCGAGGGAAGCGGCCGCCUUACGCCAAGACGUGAUGCGCAAGAUCCGGAUACCACCUGCACCAAGACACAUGCACCCGCAGAAUGACCAAGAGCGAAGAACGGCAAGAGCAGUGGCACUAACAAAGAGCCAUCACAACGAUCCACACGCCUACUACGUGGACGUGGCCAAAUACCACAACGUGAAGAACGCCUAUACGGCGGCGGUCCUCAGAGCAAGCACCGGGGAACUCGUCUCCGCAGGAAGCAUACGGUGCAGAACACCAGCGCAGGCGGAAGAAUACGCCAUUGCACUGGCAAUGCACGCAACAGACUGUCGCACGAUAAUAAGCUAUUCAAAAACGGCGGUCACCAACAUUUCGCAAAACAGCGUAUACCCCACCACGGCAAGAGCGCUAACUUCAACAGCACAGAAUGGAAGACUGGCCACCAACGUCACCAUCAAGUGGUUCCCGGCACACGCUGACCCGACAGAAGCCACGGCCGAGAACGAGAAGAGCGAAGAGUUUGCCAUCACCAAGUACGGAGAAGUCCUGCUGUGGUACAGGGCAAGCCGUAACAAGUAUCCACCACCUCAUCGGGACCUAACACGCAAGGAAGUGACCACCUUCCGACAGUUACAAGCAAGAGCAAUUUGGACUCCGGUAUGGGCGAAACACGUCUGUCCGGAAAUAUAUCACACGGACACGUGCCAACGGUGUAAGAAGGCAUGGGCCACCCAGAGCCAUAUACUCUGGGAAUGCUCGCCUCCCGCACCCAACACACAAGACAUCGAGAUGCCAGACAAGAUCGGCAACAAGAUUACCAGCACAGACCUCGAGACUCAACGGGCCGUCGUCCAGCACGUCCUCGAGCUCCUAGACCGGCAGAAACCCGAAACGUCGUCUCGCUCGCGGGGCAACGGAUAA
This is a messenger RNA of Dermacentor silvarum, 3063 nucleotides long. RefSeq lists its product as uncharacterized. The transcript has 2 exons. Lineage: Eukaryota; Metazoa; Arthropoda; Arachnida; Ixodida; Ixodidae. Bases 1 to 3063 code for a protein of 1020 amino acids. The record is from RefSeq and is a predicted model, not a curated record.